UUGCACUUUGUUUUAAAAUCACGUUCGAUCGGGUACCCAACUCAACUCUCUACUCUUCUCAACUCUCAACCUUACCUCACUCCCUCUAAUCUCUCUCUCUCUCUCUCUCUCUCUCUCUCUCUCUCCUAUUCUGCAUUUCUUGUUUUGAUACGGAUUUUUCUGGUACCAAGUCUGUCCAAACAACAAUCCCAUCUCUCUCUCUUUUCUCUUUUCAAGAAAGCAUUAUUCGAUUUCGUCUCAAUCUCUCCUUUUCAAUACCCCUUCCCCAUUCCUACUAUCCUCUCUGUUCUCAGUUUUUUUCUUCUUUUUCAUCUCUCUCUCUUCUCAAAGGAGAAAAAGGAAAAAAAAAAAAAACUGGAAAUGAAGAAGGUCAUACUAAAGCUGGAUUUGCAUGAUGACAGAGCUAAGCAGAAAGCUUUGAAAACAGUCUCUACUCUUCCAGGGAUUGAUGCCAUAUCAAUGGACAUGAAGGAUAAGAAACUCACAGUGAUUGGGACAGUGGAUCCAGUAAAUGUAGUGAGUAAACUGAGAAAGUAUUGGCACACAGAUAUAAUUUCAGUUGGGCCAGCAGUGGAGCCCAAGAAGGAGGAGCCCAAGAAGGAAGAGCCCAAAAAAGAAGAGGCUAAGAAAGAAGAAGGUAAGGAAGAGCCAAAGAAGGAGGAGGCAAAGAAAGAGGAACCAAAGAAAGAGGAAGAAAAGAAAGAAGAAAAGAAAGAAGAGAAGAAGGAAGAGGAGGAUAAGAAGAAAGAGGCUGCUCCGGCACCGGCACCGCCACCACCGGACCCUGUUUUGGAACUUGUGAAGGCUUAUAGAGCAUACAACCCCCACAUGACCACAUAUUACUAUGUGCAGAGCAUGGAAGAGAAUCCAAAUGCUUGUGCUAUUGUUUAAAAAAAAACAAUAAUCCCAAGUUUUUUCAAGAGAGGAUUAGUUAAUCCCAAAAAUAUUUUGAGGGAUUGGUGAAAAAAUAUGUUUUGUAAGGCAAAAAGAAAAAGCCAAACUAAGAGAAUAUAGGAGCUCUUUGUAUAUACAUGGUAAUUCCCCCCUCAUUGAAAAAUGUUCAAAAACAUUAGUAAUGUGUUGUGUAGAGCUAAAUAAUAUAACCAAUGUUUUUGUU
Messenger RNA from Cannabis sativa, 1117 nucleotides. Its product is annotated as heavy metal-associated isoprenylated plant protein 39. The record is from RefSeq and is a predicted model, not a curated record. Lineage: Eukaryota; Viridiplantae; Streptophyta; Magnoliopsida; Rosales; Cannabaceae. Gene Ontology annotation, molecular function: metal ion binding. The coding region runs from base 361 to 891 and encodes 176 amino acids. The transcript has 3 exons.